GGCUCAGGAAGCGCUGGAGGCGGCAGUGGUAGAAGACACGCCAAUGGAAGAGGUGCAAGAACUUCCUCUGGAAGCCGCGCAUGAAAACGAGGAAGUUGAUGCAGCGCCAGAGAAUAAAAAGAAAGGCCGCUCGAAGAAAGUGACGGUGUCAGAGGAAGCUCUUCAAGCUGUGGUUGAAAAGGCGCAGGAAUUCCCGCCCGCAGCAAUGGCGGAGGAAGAGGUAUCCGAGAAGAAAAGGAGGGGUCGCUCGAAGAAGGCGGCGAUGGCUCAGGAAGCGCUGGAGGCGGCAGUGGUAGAAGACACGCCAAUGGAAGAGGUGCAAGAACUUCCUCUGGAAGCCGCGCAU
This is a messenger RNA of Trypanosoma grayi, 346 nucleotides long. RefSeq lists its product as hypothetical. Lineage: Eukaryota; Euglenozoa; Kinetoplastea; Trypanosomatida; Trypanosomatidae. The annotation marks the transcript as partial. The transcript has a single exon. The record is from RefSeq and is a predicted model, not a curated record.